GUAUACUGACGCUGAGCUUCCUUCAGUCCUAACUACACUAUGAACUCCGUUACCGUCAUCUUUUUGGCCGGGCUCGUGGCCUGUGCCGCUGCUGGUGGACUCGUUCACGGAGGUGGACUCGCACACGGAGGUGGACUUGGUGGAGUAGGACUCGGCGGUGGAUUCGGAGGAGCUGGACUCGGCGGUGGAUUCGUUGAUGGUGGAUUCGGAGGUGGAAUCGGAGGUGGAAUCGGAGGUGGCGGUAUUGUUGGAGAAGUUGGCGGCAACGUCGUGUCUAACGUACCCAUCGUCGUGCCCUCACCCGUUGCCGUGCACGUGCCCGUGCCCUUCGAGGUGACCAAGCCCUUCGUCGUCCCCCACUUCGUCACGAUCCUCAGGAAAGUCAGUGUCCCCGUGGAGGUCAUCAAGAAAGUCCCCGUCGAAGUGGUCAAGAAAGUCCAAGUCCCAGUCAAGGUCCCAGUCUUUGAACACAAGUGGUGAUUUUCUCACAUUAUUAUUUAAAUAUUUAUUGAAAGUUUUCCCCUUUCUUCUUUCACUUGCCUCAAGUAGUAAUGGAUAUAAGAAACGAAACAUUGAGUAUUUCAUUUGUCCUUUGUUCCUCCUUUACUCUGUCAUGUAAAAGGAAUAUCCUUUACCAUGUCCAUCCUGUCGUCCAUCGUCCGAAAUAAAGAUUUUUUUGAUA
This is a messenger RNA of Hyalella azteca, 682 nucleotides long. Its product is annotated as chorion class A protein L11. The coding region runs from base 40 to 480 and encodes 146 amino acids. NCBI's taxonomy places the organism in Eukaryota, Metazoa, Arthropoda, Malacostraca, Amphipoda, Hyalellidae. The record is from RefSeq and is a predicted model, not a curated record. The transcript has 2 exons.